This is a messenger RNA of Pogoniulus pusillus (Red-fronted tinkerbird), 1614 nucleotides long. It is a transcript of the gene MSRB1, whose product is annotated as methionine sulfoxide reductase B1. The record is from RefSeq and is a predicted model, not a curated record. Gene Ontology annotation, cellular component: nucleus. Gene Ontology annotation, molecular function: peptide-methionine (R)-S-oxide reductase activity; L-methionine (R)-S-oxide reductase activity. Gene Ontology annotation, biological process: protein repair. Lineage: Eukaryota; Metazoa; Chordata; Aves; Piciformes; Lybiidae. The transcript has 4 exons.
UGCGAGCGGCACCGGGGAGGGAGCGGUGCGAGCGGAACCGGGCCGGGGCGGCGGGUGCGGCGGGUGCGGCCAUGUCUUUCUGCUCGUUCUUCGGGGGAGAGGUCUUCAAGGAUCACUUCAAACCGGGCAUCUACGUCUGUGCCAAGUGUGGCCAUGAGCUGUUCUCCAGCCGUUCCAAGUAUGAGCACUCCUCCCCGUGGCCAGCGUUCACCGACACCAUCCACCCGGACAGCGUGGCCAAGCGCCCGGACCGGCCCGGGGCUCUAAAGGUGACUUGUGGCAAGUGUGGCAAUGGCCUUGGCCAUGAGUUCCUCAACGAUGGGCCCCAGAGGGGGCAAUCCCGCUUCUGAAUAUUCAGCAGCUCGCUGAAGUUCAUCCCAAAAGGCAAAGCAGACACGGACCUGAAGGAGAAGUAAGCGAGCUGCUUGACUCGGCACACUGCCCUUGGCCUCAUCCUGCCUUCACACCUUGGGGUGCAGCAUCUCUGGUCAAAGGGGCAUCAGGAGCAAGAGAUACCCCAAAGAAGCUCCUGGUUUCCCUGAGCUGGUUCCCUCUCAGGGCUGCUCUGGUUUGGGAUGCUGGGAGGAGGACAGGGUAGGUGAGAGGCAAACAGCGGUGCUGAAGCUGUGUGCCUGCUGCCUGGGGGGUCGUGUGACCUAUGCCUGCGGGUGUCUCACCCACCCUCACCCCCUCCCCAACCAUCUCUUCUCCCCAGCAUCCUCCUGCUGGGACCAGCUGCUCCUGAGCUGGAUUUGACCUUUAAAAGCAGCUGCUGUGCCUGUGGCCCUGCCUCUGCUGAGCUCUGAGGGGGUUUUGCCGCUGACUUCAGCCGAGGCAGGACACUCUCCAGACGACAGCCAGGAGAGGGCGGUUCUGGCACGGCGCUGAUGCCAUCCAGAGUCACUCCACUGGCAUUUCCAGGGAGCAGUGCUGGAUUAGCUGAAGUCAAAGGCUGGGUUAAUCUCUGGAGCUAUUCUGGGCUCAUGGUAUGAAUUGUCCUACAUAAACCCUGCCAGGGUGCUAGGGCGACGAUGAUGUUAUGACCCUGUUAGGCAGCGUCCAGGAAUUUUCCCUCUCUGCCCAUCUCUGCACGCAGUAGACACGGUUCUGGAUUUCCCUCCAGGCUUCAUUCUGACUUGGCCUUGCACCAGAUUUAUCACUGUGCUGUAAAUCCAGUGGCACUGAUGGUUCCUCCUUGCUCUGGUCUGGUGCAGGCAUGGUCAGCAUCAGGCCCGUGGGCUGCACUUUGCACAACUCACAGACUUCAGGAAUCACUUCUGCGUUCCCUCCGUGCUCCUAAGGGUUCUGACACUGAUUUACCCUCACUUCACCACCUGAUCCAUGGCCUUCCCUCUGUCCCACAAACCAAAUCCUCCUCCAAAUCAACCCACAGGGGUUUUUGAUGAUGAUAUCUCUGGUACAAGACAGGGAAGGGGUGGGUAAAGCUGUGCUGCUGGUGGAGGCUUUUCUCCAUGUGCAUUUUUGCCUCAACCCCACCAAUUACAAGGACACCAACCAAAAGUGCCAUGCACCAGCUGGUUACCUGGAGCUCACUGCUGGUCUGGUACCACUUCCAAUGCUGAAAAUAAAGCACUGAUUCACUGUGCUGAAGAA